Messenger RNA from Salvelinus sp. IW2-2015, 873 nucleotides. The record is from RefSeq and is a predicted model, not a curated record. Lineage: Eukaryota; Metazoa; Chordata; Actinopteri; Salmoniformes; Salmonidae.
GGGCGUGGUUUUGGCUUAACUGUGUUGGGAAAAAGAAAGGCGCCCUACGCCACAUCUGUACAGUGUUAGCUUGGCAGCUUGCUAGCACAGAAACAAAGAUGAGCCAAGAAAUGAAGCACGAGGCAUCCCAACUGAAUGGGACCCCGGCCGCUGAUUCUGCUCAGACGAAAAAGCGUGAGGACUACCUGGAGUGGCCUGAAUAUUUCAUGGCUGUAGCCUUCCUGUCAGCUCAGAGAAGCAAGGAUCCCAGCUCACAGGUUGGAGCAUGUAUUGUUAACCGGGAGAAUAAGAUAGUGGGCAUCGGCUACAACGGCAUGCCCAACGGCUGUGAUGAUGACCUGCUGCCCUGGUCCUGCUCUGCCAACGACAGACUGGAUACCAAAUAUCCCUACGUGUGCCAUGCGGAGCUGAAUGCGAUCAUGAAUAAGAACUCAGCGGACGUGAAGGGCUGUUCCAUGUACGUGGCUCUGUUCCCCUGCAACGAGUGUGCCAAGCUCAUCAUCCAAGCAGGGAAAGAAAGAGUGGGUGCUUUGAUGUCUACUCCUCUCCUAACAACCUACCACGACUAGAGGAACUAGUAGGAUAUCUACUGUAAAAGUUAAAUCUUAUAGAAAAAUGUCAUUGUAAAUAUUUUGUUUGUCUUUCACAGUGCGAAAUGUUUGUUUUUUUAUUGACUUUACAUGGGGUUACUUUUACUGUGGUCUCUUUCGAUUCUUUUUUUCACAGUCAGGAUACUCUUUCCAAUCGUUACUGUUUUUGUCUAACCUUUAGAAUGACUAUGUCACAAAUGGUGGGAGUACUGAAACACUAAACACAUUGUGUGCUGCACAUGCAAUGUCAACCAAAUAAACUAUGAGCAAUGUUUUAAAAUCA